This is a messenger RNA of Panicum virgatum (switchgrass), 1524 nucleotides long. RefSeq names its product auxin-responsive protein IAA30-like. Gene Ontology annotation, molecular function: protein binding. Gene Ontology annotation, biological process: regulation of DNA-templated transcription. The coding region runs from base 335 to 1219 and encodes 294 amino acids. The transcript has 5 exons. Gene Ontology annotation, cellular component: nucleus. The record is from RefSeq and is a predicted model, not a curated record. NCBI's taxonomy places the organism in Eukaryota, Viridiplantae, Streptophyta, Magnoliopsida, Poales, Poaceae.
UUUGCCGAAGAGAAACACAGCACUACGUGCCCAAAGUUUGGGCGCGAAGGGACGCCAUUUUUGCAUCAUGUAUGACACCAUUGUAGCCCUGGUAUUAUAUACGCCGCCGCUCCGGAAAGAGGGAACCGAGCUUCUUUAACCACCCACCGCCCGCCAUUAUCAUCUCGCUCCAUCCCCUUCGCUUCUCUCUCUCCUUGCAUCUCGCCGGCCAGCCGUGUGCUGCUGCUCUCUGUCUCUGCGUGCGCCCGCCGACAGGCCAAAAGCCGAAGCCUUCCGCAGCAGCCUCUGGUGUGCGCAUUGGAGCGGCGGCGCCGGCGGGGGAAUUAAUUGAUCCAUGGCAGGCCUCGGGUACGAGGAGACCGAGCUCCGGCUCGGCCUGCCCGGCGGCGGGAGCGACGCCACCGGGGACGCCGCGGCCGCGAGGAAGCGGUGCUUCGAGGAGACCAUCGACCUCAAGCUGAAGCUGGAACAGCCGGCGUCGUCGCCCGCGGCGCGCGUCGAGAAGGAAGCAGAGGAGGACGGUGAGGCCGAGGAGGAGGCGGUGGCGGCGGCCGAUGUCGUCGCGGCCGCGUCGCCGGCAGCGUCCGCCACCGGCGGAGCUGGAGGUAACAAUAUGAAGAGGUCGCCGAGCCAGAGCAGCGUGGUCACCGCCGACGACGACGCGCAGCCGGACCCUGAGAAGCCUCGCGCGCCCAAAAACUGUGUGGAUCAUGAACGCGUUUGUGAUCUGUCUGAUGGCGCUCGCAGGGCGCAGGCGGUGGGGUGGCCGCCCGUCCGGUCGUCCCGCAAGAACAUCUUCUCCGUGCAGAAAACCGGCGGCGGCAAGGACGACGACGGCAAGUCCGGCGCCGGCGCGGCGGCGGCGUUCGUGAAGGUGAGCAUGGACGGCGCGCCGUACCUGCGCAAGGUGGACCUGAGGAUGUACGGGAGCUACCAGGAGCUGUCCAAGGCGCUCGAGAAGAUGUUCAGCUCCUUCACCAUCGGCAGCUGCGGCGGGUCCCAGGGGAUGCAGGGUAUGAACGAGUCCAAGCUGGCGGACCUGCUCAGCGGCUCCGAGUACGUGCCCACCUACGAGGACAAGGACGGCGACUGGAUGCUCGUCGGCGACGUGCCCUGGGAGAUGUUCGUGGAGUCGUGCAAGCGCCUCCGGAUCAUGAAAGGAUCGGAAGCCGUCGGCCUCGCGCCGAGGGCGAUGGAGAAGUGCAAGAACAGUUGCUGAGGAAGGCACACAUCAUCGCAAGCGUCCGGCCUGUAUUAACUGCAAGGAUGAUGGAUACGCGUCUGCCCGUCUCUGUAUCAUAUUAAUGUUGUUGUUGAUCGAGUUUACUGCCCUGAAAGCCUGUGUCGAUCUCUCAUCGUCGUCUCAGUCAAGGCGUGUUCAUGUAUUAGUCUGUUCUUUCUCGUUCUUUUAGGGAUUCCAUGCUUGUAUUGUUGUUGCGGUUAAGUUUCAUCUUGUUAUAUGAAGUAUAUAUAUACACACGUAACAAAGAUGGUGUGAUUAUUGAUCGACAUGCGCUUUUUGCA